Molecule: messenger RNA, 1652 nt
Organism: Astyanax mexicanus (Mexican tetra)
Lineage: Eukaryota; Metazoa; Chordata; Actinopteri; Characiformes; Acestrorhamphidae
Exons: 2
Coding region: 336-1604 (422 amino acids)
Biological process (GO): regulation of transcription by RNA polymerase II
Cellular component (GO): nucleus; transcription regulator complex
Molecular function (GO): DNA binding
Source: RefSeq, a predicted model, not a curated record
UCCAGCCAAUCAGGGAAAAGCAGGCUGCGUCCAGCCAAUGAGGGAAGAGCAGGCUGCGUCUUCACACACACACAAGCCUCUUAAGGUGCUCACGGCGCGCGUCCACUGGCACUUAAGCACCGACGCACCCUAUUCAUUUCAAUGGAGAGAGCCGCCGCAUGCCGCGAUGCAUGCUGGGUUGCGUUGCGUUGAGAGCAGCCCCGCCCUCCGGCAGGAAAGUUGAUCAGAUCUCAACUUUAUUCAAAUGAAUCCGGCCGCCGCGCUGCGUCCGGCCAAUCAGAGCAGAGUAGGCUACGUCACGUAGAGCGUCACACACAGAAAAGGCGCAAUUCAAAAUGGAGGAGAAGCUGAUAACAGCGGUCUCUGGCUUCCCUGAGCUUUAUGACCCCUCACUUGUUAUUUACAAGGACCUUAAUAGGCAGAAUUUUGCAUGGCGGAGGGUUGCAGAGUGUGUGGGGGUCUCGGGUGAGUGUAUAAAGUGUUCUGUUCCACCCCCAGAGGAUAUCUGUAGGACUCUGUGGCGCAGUCUCCGUGACACCUACAAAAAGGAGGUAAAAAGAGAGAGAGAGAAGAUCAGGAGUGGGGCAGGGGCCUCAUUACACCGUCCAUGGCGGUUCAUUAAUGUAAUGGGGUUCCUUGCCCCAUUUGUUGAGGCAAAGGAAACUACAUCAAACCUAAUGAGAUGCUAUUCAGCUGCAGCCUCAUCCAGCCAGCCAGGCAGCAGUCAGCCAGGCAGCAGUCAGCCAGGCAGCAGUCAGCAAGGCAGCGGCAGUCAGCAAGGCAUCAGCAGCAGUCAGCAAGGCAGCAGCAGCGGCGACAGUCAGCCAGGCAUCAUCAGCGGCAGUCAGCGAGGCAUCAGCAGCGGCAGUCAGCAAGGCAGCGGCAGUCAGCGAGGCAGCAGCAGCGACAGUCAGCCAGGCAUCAUCAGCGGCAGUCAGCGAGGCAUCAGCAGCGGCAGUCAGCAAGGCAGCGGCAGUCAGCGAGGCAGCAGCAGCGACAGUCAGCCAGGCAUCAUCAGCGGCAGUCAGCGAGGCAGCAGCAGCGACAGUCAGCCAGGCAUCAUCAGCGGCAGUCAGCGAGGCAGCAGCAGCGACAGUCAGCCAGGCAUCAUCAGCGGCAGUCAGCCAGGCAUCAGCAGCAGCGGCAGUCAGCAAGGCAGCAGCAGCAGUCAGCAAGGCAGCAGCAGCGGCAGUCAGCCAGGCAGCAGCAGUCAGCCAGGCAGCAGUUGCAGUCACCUGGGCAUUAGCAGCAGCCAGCCAGCAGCAGCACCACCACCACCAAAGCUAGGCAUCCAGCAGCACCAAAGCGAGCCAGGUAGCAGCCAACACAGCCCAGCCAGCCAGCACAUCCCAGCCAGCAACAGCAGCGGAAAAAUUAGCACCCCUGCAACCACAAAAAAAAGAAAGAGGAGAGAAGCCAUGAGCUCAUUUGAAGAAAAACUGAUCGCAUGUUUAGGUGAGCCCAGCCCACCUCCAUUAGAUGAGGAUGAGUUAUUUUUUAAAAGCCUAAUUCCAGCUCUAAAAAAACUACCUGAUGCAAAAAAAACACUAACAAAAUUGAAAAUACAUCAGCUGAUUGUAGAAGGUCUGGAGGAAUGUGCUUAAAAAAAUUAUGGGUUUCUGUUUUAUAAUCUGUUUGGUUCCAGUUAAAAA